CGGAUGUUUAAUUUUUAUUUUUAGCUUGUCUGCUAUUUUAUUUCCAUUAGUUUGUUGAGCAUCGCGCCAAAAUGUUAGAUUUUGCAAGUAAAAUCCCGAAAAUUGUCUGCCCAUCACAAGCAAGGGGCCAUAUACAGAUUAUAUUUGGGCCAAUGUUUUCUGGGAAGACGACAGAACUAAUUCGUCGUUUAAGGAAGUAUCAGAUUGCUAACCAUAAAUGUCUGAUCAUAAAAUAUCCUCAUGAUACAAGAUAUAGUGAAAAAGAGAUAAGUACUCAUGACAAGCAAACUUUGGAUGCUGUCUCAGUUGCUACUUUAUCUGAUCUGAAGAAUCAAGCUGAAAGUUAUAGUGUCAUUGGAAUAGACGAAGGACAAUUUUUUCCAGAUGUAGUUACAUUUUCAGAAGAAAUGGCAAAUAUUGGCAAAAUUGUGAUUAUUGCAGCUUUAGACGGAACAUACCAGAGGAAGGGUUUUAUCAACACCCUACAGCUUGUUCCUCUAGCUGAAAGUGUUAUCAAACUAACUUCUGUUUGUAUGCUCUGUUUUGAAGAUGCAUCUUAUACCAAAAGAAUAGGAAAUGAAACUGAGCUUGAAGUCAUUGGUGGAACUGAUAAGUAUAUGGCUGUAUGUCGAAGCUGCUAUGAAAGUUCAUCAACUGAACCAGUGCAGGUGGACAAAUUAGCUACUCCAAACAACAUAGGUCUGUGAUAAGCAAAUGAGUCUAAAGUGUUUCAGUAUAAAAUAUUUUGAUACUGAUAUUUUAGUACAAAUGUUUCUCCCGGUUUAUGCAUUUUAUCUUCAUUAUGUUUUUGGUUCAAAACCAACUCAAACUCAUUUAUAUUUUCUUUGAUAUUUUAAUAUUGUAUGCACAUUGACUUUAGAAUAUUUCAUCUUUUUUGUAUAUAUUUUGAUAUGUGAGUAGUAUGUUUUAUAACCUUACAAAGGUCUCAAAGGACAGAAAAAAAAAACUUAUUGCUAAAAUUUAUUUAAUGUAUCUGUAAUUUCUUUUAUAAUUAUGUAUCUAUAACAUUUAAUGACUAUUAUUCCAUUGAUUAAUAAUGUUUAAAACAUUAAUAAUGCUUUAGAAAGAUUUUAUUGAUAAUUAGCUUUUAUUUAUUUAUUAAUAUCUGUAAAUGUCUUGAUAUUCAAAGUGAUUCAAUUCUGAUUUAUGUUGUCUUUCACUGCUCUAUGAAUUAUGCAUGCUGGCUGUAUAAAAUUCUUGUAUAUAUUUUAAUAUAUCUGCACACAAAUGAUAUUUUAUCUUAAAUUUACAAAGACUUAUAUCUGAUGGCAGAGAAAGAAUUUGCUUUAAAUCAAUUCCAGAGUUGGUUGUAAGGACUCAAAUGGAUGUAAAUAAUACUUAUUUUUUGGACGUUACAAAUUUCCGUAAAUUAAUAAUAUAUCCACGAAUCAAUAUAUAUUUAUAAAAUAUUAAAUAUUUUAGAAUUUAUUAGUGUUUUUGAAAGUUUUUUUUAAUCAUUUUAUCUUCAAUUCAUUAUAUUCAAUUCAUCAGUGUUUUAUUUAAAAAUAUGAUUAUAAUUUAUGAAAACCUCUCAAUGCUCUGA
Molecule: messenger RNA, 1564 nt
Organism: Argiope bruennichi
Lineage: Eukaryota; Metazoa; Arthropoda; Arachnida; Araneae; Araneidae
Product: thymidine kinase, cytosolic-like
Exons: 7
Coding region: 72-707 (211 amino acids)
Biological process (GO): thymidine metabolic process
Molecular function (GO): thymidine kinase activity; ATP binding
Source: RefSeq, a predicted model, not a curated record